CCUGGCUCACAGACUGCAUGUGAACACAGUUUUGCCGUGUUAUCCUGUGGCGGCUGUGAACACACGUAUGAGGAGGAGCUCUGGGCUGGCCAAGGAAAACUUCCAAAGGAGUUUUUAAGGGCAGGAGCACAACCGUCGCGUCAUUUGGCAGACGUGCUGGAAAUUACUCAGCUGUGACUUUAAGCAAGCAAGCAAGAGAAAGUGGGACUGAUAUUUCAGCGGCUCCGGUUGACAAGGCAGCAUGGAUUCUCCCAUGUUCAGCCGUAAGCGGCCUCUGUUGCUUGAACAUGAUGGCCUGCUUCCAUUACGCAGGAGAAAAUGCUUGAUGGACUGGCCGGACCCGGAGGCACACCAGGACCAGCUGAUGACAAGCAGUUGUUACACCUGGCUGCGUGAAGCUUGGGUAAACCGGUGGAGGAACAACCACCUGAACGCCGGCAAAAGGCUCUUGGAGCUGACGCUGCUCUGGGCCGACACCAAAAGCUCCGUUCAGAAAGUCCUAGAGCGGGUCAAAAGCAAACAGGGCGACAUCUUCCUAGACGACUCGGUGAACGGCAAGUUCUUAGCCUUUCGCAGAGACAUCGCGGAGGAGUACGGCGCGGAGGACAAGCAGCACUCGUGGGCGGUCCUGGAGAAGCGGGAGGAGGUCGUCAUGUACGGCCCGUAUUACCCCAACUACGGCAGCGGGGAACACAGCGAGGACGUCGUCAUCAAGCAAACCCAGCAGCUUCUGGAGGCCGAGGACUUUCCCGAAAACCGCACGCUGUACGUUUUCACCGUGAACAGCCCCUGUCUGGCGAGGAACUCGGAGCCGUGCAUGCUAAACCUCGUUCACAAGGCCCGGGAGUGGUGGCGCACGUACGCAGUGAAGACCCACAUUGGCUUUGUGAGAAGCUGGGGCUUCAAGGGAAACAAAGAGAACCUGUUCAAGGACGUCGAUUACAGACAAGUGACGGCCAUAACGCAGAGUGUGGACUACGAGAGCUACGUCGACUUGGUCGGUAAGAUUGAUGAUCUCAGUCCUUUGUGUGAAACCGUAUUUUCUUUAGCCAAGGACCUGCUGAGCGCCGAGCGGCUCCGCUUCCCGCUGACCGCCGCGGAGGAGAAGCAGGACCAGAAGAGCUGCUUCAAAAGCAUGAACGGCAUCCUCGAGUCCAAACCGGAAGAGGAGAAAAAACUCCUCACGAAGGAGCUGAGUGCCCUGGCGGAAGCGGCGGACCUCCUGCUUUCAGGCGGGAGCCAGAGCUUUGAGGAGCACGUGGAGAGAGGGACGGCGUUUUCGCUCGGCUACGCAUUCAGCUCAGAGGUAUGCGAAGGCCUGCGGGAGGAAAUGAGAGUCGGGUUCCAACGGUGCUGGAGGGAGACGGUGCAGGACAGGUGUGCUGAGUUUGUCAGGGAGAAGCUGACGGACGAGUUUAAUAAACGCACCGUUCAGCUUUUUAUCGACGACGUCCGCGGGCUCACGCGGGCGUAUCUGCAAAUCGGAAAAGUGAAACUACAGAAAACCAAUUCUUUGUAAUACUGUAGGUUUAGAAAAUGAUGGGAGUAGCGUCACACAGCAGAAACUAUUAUCAACUCGUUUAUAUUACGUCAAAAAUCUUUCUCUUUAUUACUCUUUGCUUACAAUAUGUCACAAAUAACAAAGUACAUGAUUAUAAUGGAGUGAGGUUUUUACAUAAGCUUAUACAUUUCUCA
Molecule: messenger RNA, 1695 nt
Organism: Fundulus heteroclitus (mummichog)
Lineage: Eukaryota; Metazoa; Chordata; Actinopteri; Cyprinodontiformes; Fundulidae
Exons: 3
Coding region: 242-1519 (425 amino acids)
Source: RefSeq, a predicted model, not a curated record